Molecule: messenger RNA, 1425 nt
Organism: Colletotrichum truncatum
Lineage: Eukaryota; Fungi; Ascomycota; Sordariomycetes; Glomerellales; Glomerellaceae
Product: DUF895 domain membrane protein
Source: RefSeq, a predicted model, not a curated record
AUGAGCUCAGAUACCGAACUUGAAGCGCCGACAUCCCAGGCCGCUUCUAUUGAAGAUGACAGACCAAUCACCCCGAAAUAUCAUUGGUUCCGUGGUGUGUUUUUCCAGGCAACAGUGGUUGGAAUAGCAGCGUUCACAGCUCCUGGUCUGUGGAAUGCGAUGAACUCUGUUGGAGCUGGAGGUCAACAGUCCCCGUACCUUGUUAUGGCUGGAAACGCCGUUCUAUUCUCUUUGAUGACAAUAACCUGCCUCGUUGGUAGCAUUGUUGCUAACCGCUUUGGACUGAAAGCAACUUUUGCCUUUGGUACAAUCGGUUAUGUCGUCUACUCUGCGGCUCUUUACACCAAUAACCGUUAUGGCAAUGAGUGGUUCAUAUACGUCGGCUCAGCUGCCUGUGGAAUAACUGCUGGGCUGUUCUGGGCGGCAGAAGGAGCAAUCAUGCUCAGUUACCCAGAGACAGAGAACCGCGGUAAAUACUUGGCCUAUUGGCUAUGCUACCGAAACAGUGGCAGCAUCUUGGGUGGUAUUAUCAACCUCGCCUUCAAUUAUCAGGGAAGGCGGACUGGCAAGCUUGAUUGGAGAACAUACAUCGUCUUUGUUGUCCUACAAUGUCUCGGGCCCCUUGUCGCCAUACUCCUCUCCCCACCCGAUAAGGUCGUCCGACGGAACGGGACUCGAGUCCAGAUCGUUGAGAGGAUUUCUGACUCGGCCGAACUCAAAGAGCUAGGACGUCUCAUGCUGCGAAAAGAAUUUCUCCUCGUGGCCCCCUUCUUCGUCUAUGUAAACUGGCUCUUGCCAUACAGCAGUUCCUAUCUUUCACUCUAUUUCUCCAUUCGCGCGCGGGCACUGGCCUCGCUAGUGUCCGCACUCGCCCAGAUUGCGGGAACUGCUGCUCUCGGAAGCUUUCUAGACUGGAAGCGUCUGUCUCUGACAACGCGAGCGCGAGUUUCAUAUGUGUUUCUGAUGGCGCUUAUCGGCGGUUGUUGGGUCUGGGGCGUCGUCGUUCAAGCCGAGUACGCCAGGCACAGGCCGUCGCUGGAUUGGGAUGAUGCAGGGUUUGGCCGCGGAUGGGCGUUGUACAUUUUAUGGCAGGUCAACUUUGCACUAACUUACAACUACGGAUACUGGCUAGUUGGCUGGAUGUCGCGUCAUCCGAGCGAUAUCGUCCGGUAUACGAGUGCCGCGAGAGCUCUUGAGAGUGCUGGGCAAUGCAUAAGCUCCGGCAUCAGUUCAACGAGCGCGCCUCUGACUGCAGCCCUGGGUGUCAAUUUUGCGCUUUGGGGCAUUGCCAUGAUUCCUGCUUAUUUUGUGGUUCGAGAAGUUGGGUUACGCCACGUAGGAGUUCACUCAGUAGAGCCAGAACAGAGGCAUCCUGAUUUAAUUGCAGGAAGUGAGGACAUCAAAGGUACCAAUUCAAACAAAUAG